Molecule: messenger RNA, 7929 nt
Organism: Monomorium pharaonis (pharaoh ant)
Lineage: Eukaryota; Metazoa; Arthropoda; Insecta; Hymenoptera; Formicidae
Exons: 11
Coding region: 754-7821 (2355 amino acids)
Cellular component (GO): extracellular matrix
Source: RefSeq, a predicted model, not a curated record
UAUAGUUAUUUAUUAUUAGAACGUUACUUACUUAGACUUUUAUUUGCACUCUUACUUACUAUUAUUUCAUUCGUAAUAAGUAAUGAUUUAUAUUUAUUAAAUUAUUAAUUAUUAACUUGAUAUUUGCAAAUUUAAAAAAAUUUGUAUUCUCGAAAGUUUGAGAUUCGAAUAAGCACAAGAUAAUGUAAUAUAAAAUGUAAAGUUAAUUUUUGAAAAAUUUAAAUAAUACAAUAUAUGUUAAUUAAACCAAAUCGACGAAGAUAUUGCGCGUAUUUAAAAAUCAAAACAUAAUUGAGCAUAAUAUUUUUGUUGUGCAUGCGCAUUUUUUAUUCUGUUUACGUAAUGAAAUUCCAAUUUCGAAACAUGUGCUAAGCAAUUUUCAUCGUGACACGGUUUCAGAAGCAUGUACUCGAUCUUGGUAAAUGUGAAAUAUCAGUACGCGUGAAACUCAGUUUCAGAUCACUGUGUCGAUUUUUUACGUGCAUACGUGAAAUUUUUACGAAUAUACAUUAAUAUUUUCACGCAUUUUUUUCUAUAUUUCUGUAUAUUAUUAGAAUUCUCUCGUAUAUUAUCUAUAUAUUAUCAGGAUUUUUAAAAUACGCAUUUUUUUGUAAUUAUAUCUGUUUUAUGUGCAAAAUAUGCACAUAUAAGACGUAAAACAUAUGAAAAUAUUUUGUUCGAAUUCAUAUAUAAAAUAAAAUGAAGUCCGAGAAUUAAGUGUAAAAACUAAACGAAAGGAACAUUUCUGAAAAAAUGAAAUGCCAUCGACAAUGUGUUUGCUUGCUUUUGCAAGUGAUCUCUUUUGUCGUGAAUUGCCUUGCAGAAAAUUUAAUACUUAAUAUAAAUUUCAAGAAGCCGAUUGCGGUAACUGAUCACGCAUUUCUUAGUUUCACUCUGGAUCCGACAACAUUGCAGCAAAAUGAUUUUAUUAAAAACAUCGAGAGAAAUACGAAUUUGGCGCGAGGCUUGGCACCUGCUUACAUUCGCCUUGGAGGACCACAAAGCAAUUUUUACAACUUUGAACAAAUAUAUUUGCACGAGAUUGAUGUGAAGCCAAAUGAUAUGCACUUUGGGACACAAUGGACACUUGUAUAUCAAUGGGCAAAAAACGCUGGAUUAGACGUAAUCGCAUGCAUUACUCCUCACUAUAUUGACAACGAGUUGAAAACCGAUUUCAUGGAUCCUAGAAACAUAGCAGAACUUCUCUCUUUCAGCGAUCGCAUGGGUUACAACAUCAGUUGGCAAUUGGGUUACGAAUGCCAAACGAGAUGCGACUUAUCUGGCGAAAAACUAGGACAAUACGUCGCCAAUUUGCGCGAAAUGCUGAAAACUUUCCCAAGAUAUUCCAAUAGUUUAAUCACGGGACCAGAUAUUGUGGCGUACAGAACAGUGCAACAACAGAAAUAUCUUCAGGAUUAUUUACAUUCAGCGAAUACUGCACUUUCUGCAAUUACAUGGCAUCCCAAUAAUUUCAACGAUUUGGACAGCGUUUCUUUAAACAACGACAGCAUUUCUAUAAAUUAUAAUAACAUGAUUGCCGAAAAAGAAGAGCUGUACAAAGUCAUCAGUAACACGGCAGGAGAAAAACCACUAUGGAUUGUGGAAUCAAAACCACAAGAGAAUAAUCAUCAAUAUCUAAAAGCGCUUAUCUGGACAAAAAGACUUGGGGAUGCUGCUAAGCUUGAUAUACAAGUUCUAAUGAGACAAUUGCCAAACUUGUACCAAGUCACUCCUGUUUAUUGGGUAUCAUUAUUACACAAGACUUUAGUUGGACGUAAAGUUUUGGAAAUAAAGCUUCAAUCCGACAACUUCGAAAAUCAUGUGCAUUUUUACAGCCAAUGCACAAAACCCUCAGCGUUAUACAGUAAUGGAGCUAUUACAAUUUUCGGGAUAAACUUAACACCGAGAAAAGUGACCGCUAGUUUAAAAGAUCUCAAAAUAAAAAUUCUUCACAAAUACAUUUUAUCACCAGAUUUUGAAACUAAAAAUAAGAUGUCUUCAGAGCAAGUUCUGUUGAAUAAUAAAUCACUUAAUUUAAUAAAUGACACAAAGUUGCCUGAAAUAAACCCAGAAAUCAUUAUCAAUCCCGAUGGCCUUGAAUUAGAAUUCCCUUCUAACAGUAUAGGUUUUUGGGUUAUACCUAAUGCAAAGGUAAAAGUCUGCAUUUAUUCGGAAGAAGAAACAAUCGAGAACGGUAUAAUAAAAAAAUUAUCAAAACGACAUGAAAAUGACAUUCAACUGAACAACCAAGAAGAUAAAGAAAAAAGUAUAAAUCAAUCAAAUGUAAUAGAAAAUAAUGUAAAAGAAAAUAAAAAUCAAUCGAAUUUAAAAAUUGAGAAGAUAUCCGGGAAACAAAAUCAGAAAAAACAAAAAACUGUUAAAAACUUUGAUACUGAAGGUCAAAAGAAAAUCUGGGGUUUUAAUUUAUUUAAAAAAAUAAGAAAAUUUUUGCAAAAUAGAGUGCAAAAAAAGAAUAAAAAUAAUUCUUCAAAUUUGCAGAGAACGUUCACAAUCGAUUUUGGAGAAGAACAAGAAAAUUCAUCUGAAAAAGUAGAAGAGCAACAAAAUUUAAAUAGAAAAAUAAUGGGAGUCGACAACCAGUUUAAAAGUAUUCAAGAUACAUUUAAAAAAUAUAAGCACAUUCUACUAAAGAAAAAGGCUGAAAUAGAAGAUAUUCAAGAUUACGAAUCAGAAGUCCAAAGUAUUGAUAAUAUUAUAACGUUAUUAUCAAAGAUCGAUGCUUUUCUUCUUUAUAUAGUUACUUCAAACGAACCAAUAAACAAAAUAAAAGACAAAGCAAAGAAUGAAGAGGAAUCAAUAAUUAAAAUAAAUAAAAAAUUAAAAGAAUAUUUUAUUGAAUUAGAAAAUUCCGCUGAAAUAAAGUCAAAUACGAUUAAUAAAAUAGAACAGUACUUCAAUAAGCUUAAUAAAUUGUUAGAAGACAAUAAUUUAAAAAAGGAUAAUAAUGGUAGUCAAAUUUCUAUUAAUAAAGAUUUAAUGGAAAAGAAAAGAUAUAAAAGACAUUUAGACAGAAAGCUUAAAGAUUCCAAAAAAAUGAGGAUACUUAAAAAGCGCUCACAAAUAAAUGACUUAAAAGAUCAUGUAAUUAAACAGAAGAUAAAGCAGAAAAACGACGAUGAAAAGAAAAGACAAUGGAAAUUAAUUUCGUUUGGUAAUUCAAAAAAAAUUCUUAAUAAUAAUAAGAAUAAAUAUAAUAAUCUGUUUCAACGAGAUUCUGUUAAAAAAUUAUUUAAAAGUGAUGUUUUUAAAAAUACUGUUCAUCAUAUUGAUCAUCAAAAUUUAAUCCAAAAACAUAAAAAAAUAGAAAACGAUAAUAUCUACACGAACACGCAACAGAAUCAAAAAUCGAUAUUAGACCAUACGAAGUACUCUAAAAUUAGCAACAUAGAAAAUCAUCAAAAUUUGAUAGAACAUGAAAGAAUAAAAAGGGAUAUUAGCAAAAAAUUCGUCGACGUAGGUCCGAGGAAAGACAGUGCUUUCAGAAAACGUUCAAGAAUCGACGACUUGAAAAACUAUUUAAACGAGAGACAGACAAAACAAAAACAUGAUAUUAAAAGAGAAAAAUUAUUAGUCCCAUUCAAUCCAAGAACCAUUGAUAGCGCUGAAAACAACUUUUACGGCUUCUUUCGGCGAGAUCCUAUCAAAGGAUUUCCCGAGGGUGACAUUUUUGUGACCACGGGAGAUUCGUUGGAGCAAAAGGACAAAGAUUAUGAUUAUGUUGAAGAUGAGGACGAUAGUGAUGACGGCUCAGAGAAGAAGAAUACGCAACACAGUCAAAAAUCGAUGUUAGACUAUACGAAAGAUGAUAUUUGGGUUGAAAAGGUUGAAAACGAUCACUGCAAUUACAUGCCAAACGAGUUUUUCGAAAAUAUCAAAUUAUCUAAUGCAAUGAAGAAAAACUCCAAGACUUACGAUGAUCUAUGGGAGGCAGAAUUUUCUGAAGACCAUAACAACAACAACAGCAACAACAAUAAAAAUAAUAACGAAAUUACUGUCGUAGAUUCAAGAUACUCUUCGAUGUCUCAACUUCCUACAGCAUCAACUUCCAAUAUUAAUUAUAAAGCAUCAAAUGCAGAACUUAAAGGAACAAACCAAAAGUUGGAACCAGAAUCAAAACUUCCUAAUUCUUUUUAUUUACCUUCUCAAGUUUCUACUACAAAAUAUAAUUACGAUAAUUAUCAAGCUUCAAUAAAUAACGACAAAUUAAAAGAAGAUAAUAGUUUUGUUAUGAGCAUAAAUAAUAGAGACGAUAUUAAUGCACAAACUAUUCAAUAUUUUAGACCUACUAACGCAUAUGCAGAACAUUCUAUUCAUGAUGAACCUUUUUAUAAUAAUAGAAAAAAAAGGAGCAAUUGGGAAAAGCUUCGGAAAAUUUUUGCUGAAGAAAUGAUUAAGGAAGAUGAAAAAAACGCAAGCAGAGUCAUCCGAGCUACCAAUUCGCCAAAGAAACUCUACUAUCGUCGUAAUACUUCGGCAUCUACAGCCCAAUAUACAGAUACUUCUCCAGAAGAAAAUAAAAGUAUGAGUGCAGAUGUUAAACAACCUAAGAAAAAUGUUCUAAAUCCUGUGACAAUAGAAGAAUACGAUGAAAUUAUGGAUGGAGAAGUACUUCCAAAUGAAAGUGUCAUUGAGUCCGAUUAUGAAAAAAAUGAUACAACCGAUACGGAAUUUACAGUCACAGAAUUAAGUGCAUUGGAUCAUAAAUUAAGCAAUAUAACGCAAGUGACUGAUGCAUCUUCAAUAUCAGGAGCGAGCAAUAUUUCCGAGCAAUAUGAUAAUGCAAAGAAAUCAACUACAUCACCAGUGGCUUUAGCUUCAGAAGUUUCUCUAAAUAACAAUACUAGUGUUCAAUACGUUAAAAAAGAAACGUUUUUUCGUACCCAAUCAUCAGAUAUCCAAUCAGACAACAAGACAAAGACGUAUGAUUCUUCCCAGGUUAUUUCUACGAUUCCUUCACAAAAUAAGAAUAAUCAGGAAGAACUUAUUGUCCCUGUUGCUAGGAACUCACAGGAAGCAACCUAUGAGAAAGUAUGGGAGCCCAUCGACGAAAAGGAGAAAACCGACAGUACAAUCUAUUCGACAACCGCCGAAAAUCUGGAAAACGAAGAAGGGCACAACAAUGAUUAUAAAAUUGGACUAAAGUCAAUCGAUUCUCUCAAAGAAACAACAAAAGAAAUUGUCGAACAAGUGACAGCGGAAACAAUUUUGUUACAGCAUGCAGCAAGUACAGCGACUGAUAAUUUUGAAUCAAACGAAUCAAAAACAGAAUCACAGUUACUAUCAAAAAUAAAAGAUAAUCAAAAUGAUAAAUCAGAAGCUCCGAUGCAGCAGAGAAAUGAUAUUAACACGAGAAGAAUAAAGACUGAACUGCAAAAUCUUCCUCAUACAUCAUCAAAAAGACUCACUGAAUAUGAGGCAUGCAAGUUGAGACGCGCGGCACGAAUUAAUAAGUUAAAAGAAAAAUUGUACGCAAGACGAGAGAAAUUGUUGCAUCAGCAUCAAAAUGGGCUAACGAAAAUUGUUGACGAACAGAAGAGGAUUUUGAAAAGAAGAGAAGCAUGGGAGAGACUUCGUGAAAAGGAUGAUUAUGACCGAUUAAUCGAUCAGAGAGAGUUUAUUGAGAUUUUACUAGAUGACGAUGUUACCUACGAAGAAAACGAUAAGAGUUAUUCAAUCCCUACCAAGAUUAUUCCUAAACAAUAUAACAAUAUUAUAGAUCAUAUAUAUAUACUUAGAAAACCAAGUAAAGUACAUUAUCCAGAACAAAAUGAUUACCAACGUCUUCAAAAUCUAAUCAAAGAUGAACUAGAAGAACUAGAAGAACUGGAAAAAACGGCGAAAUCUUCAGAACGUAAACAUGACCCACAUAUUUCAAAAGCUGAAGAUAAACUAAGAGCAGAAACAUCCAGAUUUUUGGAUAGUGAACACAAUCAAAACUGUCAGUCCUCCGAAACAAAUAAAGAUGAACGAGAAUCAAUGGAAAGUACGUUUCGACCGUUAGAUCACAAAGUCCUUAUAAUUGAUCCUUCGAUAUAUUACGGUAGUGAACCAAUUUUGCAAUUACACGAAGACUACUUAAAAAUUCCGGAAUAUCGUUCAAAAAUUAAAUCCCAAGUCCAAGAUCCAAUUACAAGAUGGAUAUUAAGAAACUUUCCUGAGGUUCUUUCACGAUUAAAAUCCAACGAACUCCAGCAUCAAGUUUCCAAAUCACAAGAAUAUAUAGAGAAAUUAUUACCAAUCAAGGAUAAUUACGAUCAAGAAAAUAUUAAUAUCUUGCAUAUUUUAGAUAAACAAAGACAAUAUGAUCCUUUAAAAAAACCUGCACAAAUCAAGCUGAAUUCUUUUGAUCAAAGAAAUGUCAACCAAGCUGUAAGCGAUAAAGAAGCAGAUAAAGAAAUUAAUAAAUCGUCCAAUUCAAAUAAAGGAGAAAAUAAUUUAAACGUUAAAAUACUUAACAAUAAUAAAGCAGACGAUGUUGAAAAAAUUAUCAAUGAUGAUUCUAAAGCAACAGAACUUGAAAACGAAAACACGCGGGUUCGGAAAGACGUUGAAAAACAAACAGACAAACAUUUGCCAUAUUAUUUUCGACUAUCCGAAGAUGUGAUAAGUAAAUUAAAUAGCAUCCAUUUAAAAAACUCUUUGAAGGAGAUAUUUGACAAAGAAUCAACGGUAGCUGCUUUGUUGACAAAAAUCAAUAGACCAUCAAGCGUUGAUUUGCUUCAGAAAUCAAAAAAUUACUUAGUUUCUUCGAGAGGAGAUUUCAAAAUUAUAGAAGAAAUUUCAAAUGAAGAGAAUGAUCAAGAAGAUUAUGAAUCAAAUCGUAUUGCUCUUGUACCGAUUAAAAUUAAGAAUAUUUAUAAGAUAUUAAAUGCGAAGGAUAAUGAUGAUUCGUUAGAAAGUAUUGAGAUUCCUGAACGAUGGGACGAGCAGUAUGUAUUGGGAAAAAUGCUAGACGCGAUGAAUAAAUAUCUGGAUGACAAAACAUCGGAGGAAUUUGAAUAUGAAGAUCUUUCAACUUUGCCAAGUGAGAAUAAUAAAAGUAUUCCAAACGAAGAGUGUUCAUGCAAAAAGAAGCAAGAUAUUUCUGUAGAAAACAGCAGUGCCGAAUCAGAAAGAAAUGAACAAUAUGAAAUUACAAGCGACGAACUCGCUAAUGAGCGUGGAACUCUUUUAUUGCUUCCUUGGAAGAAUAUGAAGGAAAGACAGCGAAAAAAAAGAGAAGUAAAAAAUGAGAUCAAUGAAGACAUAACUAAAACAAAACGUAAGGUUACAAGGCAAUCGCAGUCGAACAAAUUAAUUCUGAAUAAAGACCUCAAAAACAAACGCAUCAAAAGAUAUUAUUUAAAUAACAUUGUUAAUGAAAAGAAAGACAAUAUGAUAGAGAUGAAUGAUAUAAAAGUGAAUCAUUUACAGUCUCAAAUAAAUAAAAAAAAUCAUGACAAUCUUCUUGAAGAUUUCAUAAAAACACAAAAAAAGUAUAAUUUGUAUAAUAAUAAAGCUUUUUCUGUAAAAAACGAAGAAAAAAAUAAAAUUAUACCGUUAUCAAAUAACGUAUUGAAGAAUGAUAAAAAAUUAUUGCAAGAAAAAGACUCAAAACGGCAAGAUUACGUGAAUUCUAUGGAAGAAUCUGUCAGUAACUCCGAAAAGAAUUUCAACGGCACAUUGACGGAUGAAGAUGAACAUCAUAGAAAUAAGAUUUCCAAAACUAGUGGCAAUACAUUCCACACUGCGAUUAUGAAUAUAAAAGAUUUUUUUGCAUUGUUCUCGGGUAUUUCUAAAAUGUUCAUGUAUACAUUUUAAAUAAUUUUUAAUAAAAAUAUAACUUUGUAUAUAUUAUUUAAUUCUUAAAAUGUAUAUAGAUAAUAUAUACAUAACAUAUACAAAGAUAUUAACUAUUAAUAUUUAUAU